Messenger RNA from Alosa alosa (allis shad), 2167 nucleotides. It is a transcript of the gene igfbp5a, whose product is annotated as insulin-like growth factor binding protein 5a. Gene Ontology annotation, molecular function: fibronectin binding; insulin-like growth factor II binding; insulin-like growth factor I binding. Gene Ontology annotation, cellular component: extracellular region. Bases 442 to 1245 code for a protein of 267 amino acids. Gene Ontology annotation, biological process: regulation of insulin-like growth factor receptor signaling pathway. The record is from RefSeq and is a predicted model, not a curated record. The transcript is spliced from 4 exons. Lineage: Eukaryota; Metazoa; Chordata; Actinopteri; Clupeiformes; Clupeidae.
GCAAUACUGCUGUCAGCCGCGGACGAGAGCGCUGAGAGAGACGGCUGGAAGUAGUUGAAGGAGGAGGAGACCGGGUGCCUAUUACCGCUCAUUGAUUUCAGGAGUUUUCUGUCGUCAUUGACGUGUGGCUGAUUUGGAAACGCGUUGAGGCUUAUAUUUUUUAAUUUACUUGAGCACCAUUUUUUAGAAAUUCGUGUGAAAGGAGAACAAAUACCAGCACUUCUCCAAAGACAAAAAUAUUUUAGUUUGACACCGGGGAAAGGGGAAAAUUCAAUCCAACGACCAAAGAUACCAUUGCAUAAUUGCAGACUUGAUUCCAAAGACAUGAAUUCCGUCCCUCAAUGACCGGACGCUGAGCGAUCACCCACAACACCACAUCUCAGAUUUAUAGUUCUCGUGGAGUACUUCUGGUUUUUUUUUUUUUCGUUUGACUCCAUAAAUAUGUUUUUUAGUUUUUGCACUUUGGUGACAUUUGUGUUGGGACUGACCCGGUGUCAGGGCUCCUACGUGCCCUGCGAACCGUGCGACCAGAAAGCGCUCUCCAUGUGCCCACCGGUGCCCGUCGGUUGUCAGCUGGUGAAGGAGCCGGGUUGCGGCUGCUGCUUGACCUGUGCGCUGUCCGAGGGUCAGCCGUGCGGGGUCUAUACUGGCCCGUGCAGUCAAGGGCUCCGUUGCUUGCCGCGGAGCGGCGAGGAAAAGCCUCUUCACGCACUCCUCCAUGGCAAAGGCGUGUGCAUGAACGAGAAAGUAUACAAACCGCUUCAUCCUGCAAAGGAGCGGGAGUCUCAGGAAGAAGCCCGUGUUACCGAGGUAACAGAGACGCUGCUUCCGCAAGCCAAAGUGCCACUGUUUCCACGGGACCACAUCAACAGCAAGAAGGCCGUGGCCAUGCGCAAGGACCGCAAGAGGCAGCAGGCCAAAUUGCGCACCGUGAUCUAUGUAGACCACCCACCGCUCGCCUUAGACAAACACCAACCAGAAUUUGGCCCUUGCAGGAGAAAGCUAGACGGCAUCAUUCAGCGGAUGAAGGACACGUCCAGAGUCAUGGCGCUCUCUCUCUAUCUGCCCAACUGUGACAAGAGGGGCUUCUUCAAACGCAAGCAGUGUAAGCCAUCCCGUGGCCGCAAACGGGGCAUCUGUUGGUGUGUGGACAAGUACGGCGUGCAGAUGCCAGGGACGGACUACAGCGGAGGGGACAUUCAGUGCCGAGACCUGGAGAGCAGCAGCAGCAACAACAACGAGUGAGGCAGUUUUGGGGGUGACUUCCUGUCACAUGACCCCCAAGAUGGCAACACAACCACCAAUCAUGGCUCAUCAUUAACAUGCAGAAGCCUUUUUUAAGAAUAUUAGACCGACUGGCCAGAAUUUGAUUGUCUGCUUAGAGUUUCUUUUUUUUUGUGUGUUCAGUCCUGAGAAUAUAUUAACACACAGUAAUUUUGCUGUGUUUUGAACAUGCCUAUUCCAAUGGUGAGACAUAUUUAAGGCCACCUAAAUCAUGUCCACCACCAGCCACACUGAAUAUUGGUGCCAGAAGUGAGCAGAAUUGUUUUAUUGGCCUGAUUUUGAGUGACGUUUAUGUAUGUCUUUGUCUAAGCACUUAAACAUGACUUUUUCCAGGUUCAUUUCCUCCUACAUUGUAUCAGAUUUGUUUAAAUGUUCAGUUCAAGUACCCAUUAAAUAGUGAAUCUCCAUCAGAUCUCUAACAGAAAAAAGCUUCUGGCAACCAAUUGCCUUUCACAAGAAAAGGUUUAGUCAGUUGACUAGCCUUUGUAAGCUAGCUUUUGUAAAAUGCUACAGCUUCAGCUUUAAAAACGUACUGUUUUGUAUUUGAUGUUAUUGACUAUGGAAGCUACAGUAUAUCAGACCACUAUCUUUGGAGUAUCAGCUCUUGAGUACUGCCAGACACUUUGGGAAAUAGUUCUCUUUUCUCUUCCCAUUUGAUUUCUUCCUGGUUGAACUAUAGACUCUUUGCUUGAUCAUUUGUAGCGUAAACUUCUUAGGGCUCUUAAUUCAACGAAUACUGGUGCUUUCAAAAAUCACAAUAUGAUCCUGAACCUGUAAGCUUUGACUUGUGCAAAUACAGACAAAAACCCCUCUCCCCUUCCACCCUAUGUUGAACUGAAGAGGGCCUAUCAUUUGAAUACAAGCUGGCUGGCUUUUACCCACA